AUGAGCAUUUCAAGUAUCUGCCCAAAGUCACAACCUACUAGCACUCAGCAAGUCAGUGAGAAGCUACUCCAAGAUGAUAUAAGAAAUGAGUUGAAAGAAAAGAAGAAAACAAAGAAAGGAUUUUUCACCAAUGUAUUUCGCAGGGUCCUCGCUUGUUUUGCAACUGAUGAUAAGACCUCACAGAAGAAAAGGCGAAGUAAGAGCGCUUUACCACCACAAGGUCAGAGGAAGUCAAUGCCACAAAAACAUUGUCAAGUUGGUCAGCGCAAAAGACGCACAGCCAACCGUAAUAGUUCAAGAGCUGAAAAAAGAAAUGACUCUGCAUUUGAGUUGAAGAUGUACCUUGACGAUCAUUAUGACUACAUGCAACAUAUGAACAGACAUAAUGCAGAAAUUCCCAAAGAACCUGCCUCUAAACGGCAGAAUACAAAAGUGUCAGGAGAUGUUUUUUCUCUGCGAAAGCCAAAUUUUAAAAGAGAAAGUCGACAAGCAGACGACAUCCAGUGCCAUCCCGCGAAACAGCAGACGUCAGAUGACCAGGUGAAAUGUACUCAACAUGGCAAUAUUGGCAUUACGGAUGACUGCCCGAAGGCUCAAGCUACUGGCACUCGACAAAUCAGUAAGAAAAUUGUUCAAGGCAAUACAAGAAACAAGCUGACAGACAAGAAGAAAACAAAGAAAGGAUUUUUCACUGAUGUCUUCUGCACUUUUCUCGCUUGUUUUGGUGUUCGAAAUGAUAGAAAAUGA
Molecule: messenger RNA, 747 nt
Organism: Ruditapes philippinarum (Manila clam)
Lineage: Eukaryota; Metazoa; Mollusca; Bivalvia; Venerida; Veneridae
Exons: 4
Coding region: 1-747 (248 amino acids)
Source: RefSeq, a predicted model, not a curated record